UAACUCAGCGACACAUCUGCAAUGCAGCCACAAACACCUCACUCGUCCGCGGAUCACGCAACAACAACUCCACGUCAGGUCCGGUCAGGCGUGCUGAAAUCCCUUUCAUGCCCGACAAGGUUUGACAACUCUCCUCCAGCUCCCCCAGAACCCCAAUUCCUCUUCCAGUCUUCCUUCACACCUCUUCUCUGGUCUAGAUAGUUAAAGAAAGACGGGUGGGUUGGUUGAUAGGUCUAAGCGGCCAUUCGGUUAGACAACAUACAUACAUACUUAUCUCUAGAUACAGCGACGCGAAUCAGCCAUGUCCGAAGAAGCAGAAGCGCUCCAUACCGAAACGGAGGAAUCCAAGCCAACCGACGAGCACAAUCAAAAAAGCAAACGCGACUCGGCGGUCAUCAUCGCCAGUGAUCCAGAGACGUCGUCCAUCGAAACCUCGGAAGUGACGGCGUCUGAGGGUUCUUCGGCUGGGGACGAGGAGGAUUCCGCCCCGGAGGAGGGAGGGAACGGGGUUGAGAACGAUCAGAAGGAGGGGCUGAAGGGUGGCGAUGAGAAUAAGGAGCAGGCUGCGGUAGGAGAGAAAAGGGAUGGGGAUGAGGAGCUUGACGUGGUGAAGGGCGACGAGACUGAGGUUGGCAAGUCCGAAGCUCCAAAGGAGCUAGUUGCCGAAGAGGGAGUGGUGUCAAAAUUAGAAGUGCACGAUGAGGCAGAACAGGCAGCACCAGCAGAUCCGAUUCCUACAGAUUCCGAGCACAAGCCUGAAGAAUCAGUACAGCAUCUGUCUGUCUCCGAGCCGUCGAAGAAGGAAGAAGAGAGAGAGGAAGCGGAAGUGGACGAUGAUUCGAUUUCGACGACUGUGGAGACGGGAGAGCCGAUUAUCGAUGUGCCGUUGAAGCAGACGGCGGAAGAGGAAGGUGGAGUUACUGAGAAAGAAGAGCAAUCCUCUUCUACUGCGGAGGAAGAAAUCAAGGAGAAGGCGGAGCCUACUAUUGCCGAAGGUGGAGGUUCAACAGAUGUUGUCACGGGAAAAGAGGAGCCUGCUACAAUUGAGCCAGAAGCUCAAGGAGAGCAACCCGAGAAGGCUGAUGAAGUUGAGGAGAAAGAAGUUGGAGAAACUGCUCCAGUCGAGGCUGAAACCCCUCCAGAGAUUACGGAAGAGCAAACCGAAGAGACGCUAGAUCCCAGCGUCGUGGAAGGAGAAGAGGAGUCCAAGGAAGUCUCGCCUGAGCCCAAGGAUCCCGCUAGGAAUGAGUCAGAUCCAACUUCAGAAGCAGCGGCUGAGGAACCCCCGAAAGACGAAGAAAAGAACCCCGAACCGCUCGUAGAUACAAACCCUUCCGGCCCCGAAGCGGCAACCACUCCCCUCCCCCAGGACCCCCAGCCGAUAACUCAAAAGGCCGCCCCGUCACCUCUCCAACUCUCCCGCUCCAAAUUCCGCCAAGCGCUUAAUAUGUUGAUCCAGCUUCUGUCCGAAGCUGAAGAUGAUGACGGUGUUGUGCAUCUGAAUCUCAAUGAUAAGGAGAGUGAGUUGAGAAAGGUGGUGAGGAUGCUGGGGAAGAGGUUGGAUUUGUUUGAGGAGGUGGAGAGAGAGGUCGAGUGGGUAGGUUUGGUGGGGACGUUUGACGAGAGGAGGGAGAAGGAGGGUUGAGCGAGUUGGUGAGGAAGAGGAGUUGAGAGAGGUUGAGAGAAGCGGAUAGAAGAAAGAAUUGUAGGUUAGGGAUUUUGUUCAAAUAUACGUUUUCGGCGGUUUGGGGAUGAGAGAGAGCUGAGAAAUGGCCGAAGAGGGUUUCAAGCACGGUUGGGGGGCGGACAUAGGUUACAUUGUAGGUUAGGGAGAUUGUCAAAACAUGGAUUUAACAACGACUGUCUGACAAGAUCGGC
Hyaloscypha bicolor E is the source of this 1878-nucleotide messenger RNA. RefSeq lists its product as uncharacterized. Lineage: Eukaryota; Fungi; Ascomycota; Leotiomycetes; Helotiales; Hyaloscyphaceae. The record is from RefSeq and is a predicted model, not a curated record. The coding region runs from base 302 to 1645 and encodes 447 amino acids. The transcript has a single exon.